Messenger RNA from Mandrillus leucophaeus (drill), 888 nucleotides. RefSeq names its product cTAGE family member 15-like. The transcript has a single exon. Lineage: Eukaryota; Metazoa; Chordata; Mammalia; Primates; Cercopithecidae. The record is from RefSeq and is a predicted model, not a curated record. The annotation marks the transcript as partial. Gene Ontology annotation, biological process: protein secretion; vesicle cargo loading; endoplasmic reticulum to Golgi vesicle-mediated transport. Gene Ontology annotation, cellular component: endoplasmic reticulum membrane; endoplasmic reticulum exit site.
AAUGCUCACAACAGACAAAAAUUAACUGAAACAGAGUUUAAAUUUGAACUUUUACAAAAAGAUCCUUGUGCACCUGAUGUUUCAAAUACAGCAUUUGGCAGAGGGCAUUCCCCAUGUGGUCCCUCACCAUUGGGUCAGCCUUCAUCUGAAACCAGAGCUUUUCUGUCUCCUCAAACUGUGUUGGAGGGUCCACUGAGACCCUCUCCUGUGCUUCCGGAGGGAGAAGGAAGAGGCCCAAGAGGCCCAGGGAAUCCUCUGGACCAUCAGAUUACCAGUGAAAGAGGAGAACCAGCCUGCGAUACAUUAACCGAUCCUCUCAGGGCUCCUUCUGAUACUGGGUCCCUGUCAUCUCCAUGGGAACAGGGCCGUAAGAUGACGUUUCCUCCACCAGGACAAUCAUAUCCUGAUUCAGCUCUUCCUCCACAAAGGGAAGACAGAUUUUAUUCUAAUUCUGAUGGACUGUCUGGGCCAGCAGAACUCAGAAGUUUUAAUGUGCCUUCUUUGGAUAAAAUGGAUGGGUCAAUGCCUUCUGAAAUGGAAUCCAGUAGAAAUGAUGCCAAAGAUCAUCCUGGUAAUUUAAAUGUGCCUGAUUCAUCUCUCCCUGCUAAAAAUGAAGCAACUGGCACCAGCUUCGUUCCCCCACCUCUAGCUCCAAUCAGAGGUCCAUUGUUUCCUAUGAAUACGAGGGAACCGUUCAUGAGAAGAGGACCUCCUUUCCCCCCACCUCUUCCAGGAACCGUGUUUGGAGCUUCUCGAGUUUACUAUCCACCAUGGGAUUUCCCAGGUCCACCACGUGCUCCAUUUGCAGUGAGAAACAUCUAUCCACCGAGGGGUUUUCCUCCUUACCUUCACCCAAGACCUGGAUUUUACCCCAACCCCACAUUCUGA